GCCAGCUAGAUAAGAUCUGGUCCACAGCUAGGAGCUCUUCCGUAUCGCCAUGAACAGUGGCAAGGACCUGCCGGAGCGCUUCGCCUUGAACGCCUGUUCGCCCCACUUACAAAAAGAAGGUGGGUCGUACUAGCAUACUACGCCUGUGAGCGCGAGCUCAUGCGCAAAAGCAAAAUGAAAGUCACUGAGAUGUUUUGCUCACGGUUUAUUUGUACAGAUGCUGGAGACACUAGUGGCAUGGAGCGGCAGUCUUGCAGAAGUAAGCUGACUGGACGGUCAGUUGAAAGGACCAGACGUGGGUGUAGGAUUGCGUGUGAUGGUGAAGGUGGAGCUCAUUGGAUUACCGAUGAUGGCAGAGAGGAAGAAAGUGGAGAGGACACUGCUGCAGACAGUGUCACACCGUGUACCGGUGGUGCUUGUGCUGAGGAUGGAACAUGUCGCUCAGAUUCGGACUCCUGCAGUUUUACUGAUGGUAAUCCCACUCAGGCCGGCGGUCUAAUAGCAAUGGAUUCCGAAGGCCGUCUAAGUCUCCAGCCUCAUGAUGGAGCGGUUUUUAACAAAAUCAUCGAUGGAAAGUAUUUCUACCUCCAAAAUGACACAUACACCGAGCUGUUUCUGGCUCUGAGCAAGGACGAGCGAUUCUCCGUCAAAGGAAUGAGUAAACAAGACAUGAGGGACGAGUCUGAUUCGCGCUGGAAGUUUCAUUUCUUCAAAGAUAUCGGUGGCAACUCACCGCACGACCCUGGAGACAUUGUCCUCCAAUACUACGGCGAUAGAUUUGGCCCAGAUCCGGACCAGAGCCCAUAUUACCUCGUCAUUGAACUGACCCAGGACAGAGUUCCUGUGUUCAGGAUUGCCAGCAAGAAAGUGGCAAAGUACUGCGGCCGUCUUGGAGUCAUGCCACGAUGAAACUUCUCUCAUAAUCAUAGU
This is a messenger RNA of Geodia barretti, 930 nucleotides long. The record is from the annotation of a GenBank genome assembly. NCBI's taxonomy places the organism in Eukaryota, Metazoa, Porifera, Demospongiae, Tetractinellida, Geodiidae.